Linum trigynum is the source of this 4933-nucleotide messenger RNA. NCBI's taxonomy places the organism in Eukaryota, Viridiplantae, Streptophyta, Magnoliopsida, Malpighiales, Linaceae. The record is from the annotation of a GenBank genome assembly.
CUCAAAAGCAAGUUGACAGCUGUCUGACGCUGCUGUAGAAAAAGUAGCACAUACUGCCGGCGAGGCUAGAGGUGUGGACUGGAGCGAGAGGUGUGGCAGAGAGAUCUAGGAUGGAUAGAAUCGGAGUCUUCUCUCCGAUCUUGCGUUGAGUGACUGAAAGGGACGAACGAAACUGUCGUCUGCCGACUUGGAGUAGACUGCGGGGACGGAAGCCUGAGACGGUGGAAGAGUAGAAUGGAAGCGAUGGAGGCUGACGCGACGAGUUUGGAGCAGACGGUGGGGCCGCCGCCGCCGAGCCUGGUGAAGGAGGAGGAUGAGCUAGUUCGCGCCUUCGUGGAGUUGGACUGCGGCUGCAAAGAGAUUCCUACUUAGGUUAGGGUAAUUCCAAUUUGGGGAAAAGGACGAUGGACGUUGGUGGGUGGUGACCAGGGCGGGCAGACGCCUGGCGGAUGGGCUUUGUUGUGGGCUGGGCUCAUUGCCCAGUCAGUCAAUGAGCUGAGCUUUAGUCUCUAGGGCCUGUUUUAUUUGUUAUUCGACCUUUCGAUUUUAACACGAAUCGGACUGGUCCAAGUUUUUUGCUAUUUCUAGGACCAAAGAAGGGAUUGGAUUGUUUAACAUCCAGUCCCAAUCUUAAACGGCCAAGGUUUUUACAAUCCGAUUUUGGGUUAAACUGGAAAAUUCGGACCAAAUAGCCAGUCGUGCUCACGAUAAACACAUGCUGAUAGUGCCAAUGCUAGGCAACUUUUCUUUAACGAUGUUUUGUCCAAAGUCCGAUAGUACGCGAAUUCAAGAAUAUUCACGCUCCAAAAAAUAAAAGCGAAUUUUACCAAAAAAUUGUGUUUUGUCGCUCCAAAGCAGGAGCAACGGCCGGUAUCCGCGAAUUGAGUGACCUAAAACUAAGACCAUACAUACUAACAACAACUCUACACGGCUAAUGGAAAUAAUAAAUAUGCCAAAUUCUUUAUAAGCAUUAUAGUAAGUAAUACUGGACAUGCUGUUUCACAAAAUUCACCCAAUUAUUUAUUAAGCAUUUUCAUUAAUAUUGGACAUAAAAGUUUGAUAUAAUCUGCCUAAUUUUUCAUUCAUGGGCUAUCAAGUGUGAACAAAUCCAGAUAGAUUAGUUUUUCCUUCACUGGUCAUGGAAAUGACUUAUCUAAACUUGGUACUACAUAAUUUCGUAUCUGGUCAUUGAAAAGAAUAUCCAAAUUUAAACCAUUACCAAAACUUCUUUAGCAAUGAAUAUCCGCUAUUGAAAUUAUUACCUAAAUUUAUUUUUAUUUUUGGUUAAGAUAAUUUUAUUUUAGGCAUAUGAAUUAGUCACAUGCUUAGCCUAUAUUUAGCAUUCCAAGUCCUACAAAAUCCAAACUAAUUAAUGAAAUUGUUGAGGAAAUUACUCUUACCAAAAAGAAAAAAUAAGGACUUUUUACCAUGAGAGAGAGAGACUAGAGAGAGCAGUCAUUGUGACGAGGCUGAACCAAUGAAAACCUCCCACGUGGAAUUUUCAACAAGACGUAACGCGAGUAGCUAGCGGCUUCCCGAUCCACGCGCGCUGUUAAGGAAAGGAAACAAACUGCGGAAUAUCGAGUCACGUGCGUGACGCCCUGCCAUGUUUGUCUCGUUCCCUUCCUAACUUUGCUUCUCUCCUUUUCUUCUUCUUCUUCUUCAUCUGCUUGCUUUAAAAACCUCUCUCAGAUUUUGCAUUUCAUCGCACCACACUAUUCACUCCCAACCCCGCUCCCUCCCUGCGUGUGGAAAAAAAAAAAAAAAUGGCGUCUAGGGUUUCAAUUCUCUUCUUCGUCUCCGCUCUCGUUCUGAUCGGCGCUGUUUCGGCGGCUGAGGAGGCCGAGUCCAAGGAGUUCGUGCUCACACUCGACCACACCAAUUUCACUGACACUGUCGCCAAGCACGAUUUCAUCGUCGUCGAGUUCUACGCUCCAUGGUGUGGACACUGCAAGAAUCUAGCUCCAGAGUAUGAGAAGGCUGCGGCGGCAUUGAGCAGUCAUGAUCCCCCAAUCGCCUUGGCAAAGGUAGAUGCCAAUGAGGAGGCAAAUAAGGAGCUUGCCACACAGUAUGAGGUUCGGGGGUUCCCAACUCUGAAAAUUUUGAGGAAUGGAGGGAAGGCAAUUCAGGAAUAUAAGGGUCCUCGUGAAGCUGACGGUAUUGUUGAGUAUUUGAAGAAACAGAGUGGUCCUGCUUCAUCUGAGAUUAAAUCGGCAGAGGAUGCCAGUACUCUUAUCGAUGAAACUAAGAUAUUUAUUGUUGGGGUGUUCCCGAAGUUUUCUGGUCAGGAGUUUGAAAACUACAUGGCUUUGGCCGAGAAGUUGCGGUCAGAAUAUGAAUUUGGUCACACUACCAGUGCCAAAUUCCUUCCGCGUGGUGAAUCGUCAGUGACUGGACCGUUGGUUAGGUUGUUCAAGCCAUUUGAUGAACUCUUUGUUGAUCAUAAGGAUUUUAGUUCGGAAGCUCUGGAGAAGUUUGUUGAGGAGUCGAGCAUACCCAUAGUGACUGUUUUCAAUAGCGACCCAGCCAAUCACCCCUUUGUUAUCAAGUUCUUUAACAGUCCCGAAGCCAAGGCUAUGUUGUUUGUGAACUUCACCAAUGAGGCUGCUGAAUCUUUCAAGUCCACAUACAAAGAAGUUGCUGAGCAAUACAAGGGACAAGGUAUUAUCUUUUUGAUCGGAGAUGUUGAAUCUAGUCAAGGCGCCUUCCAGUUCUUUGGACUUAAAGAAGAACAAGUGCCCCUUCUCAUUGUACAAACAAACGACGGACAGAAGUACCUGAAGCCAACUUUGGGUGCGGACGAGAUUGCUCCUUGGCUCAAGGAUUACAAGGAAGGCAAAGUUUCACCGUAUAGGAAAUCUGAGCCGAUUCCCGAAACUAAUAACGAGCCUGUGAAAGUUGUAGUUGCCGAUACCCUACAGGAGCUUGUUUUCAACUCCGGGAAAAAUGUUCUACUGGAGUUCUACGCUCCAUGGUGCGGACACUGCAAGAAGCUUGCUCCCAUUCUGGACGAAGUUGCUCUGUCCUUUGAGAAAGAUCCUAGUGUGCUCAUUGCAAAACUUGAUGCAACUGCAAACGACCUCCCCAGUGAUACAUUCGAUGUGCAAGGAUACCCGACUGUGUUCUUCCGUUCGGCGAGCGGAAACUUGGUGCAGUACGAAGGGGAUAGAACCAAGGAAGACAUCAUCGAGUUCAUCGAAAAGAACAAGGAUAAACCAGCAGUUGCCCAGCAACAACAGCAGGAACAAGUAUCUAAGGAGGAACCGGCAAAAGAUGAGCUCUAAACUAGCUUCUGCUCUAAGGAGUGUUCCGUGUUCAUUUCUCCUCUGUAUCAGUUUUGGGCAAGCAAAAACAAAAUCUAGUUGGUAGUUUACCCUUCUAACUCUGCUGUCUGAAUAAUAAAAUGUUAGCUAGCCUAGCCUCUAUAGGUUUUGUAGAAACAGAAAGAUGUUGCCUAACGUGAGUUCUCUGCUCUUUCCCUCACUUCCUAGUUGUGCUUGCCUUUUCGGUAAACCUACUAUCAGCCAUUACCGUAAUGAAAAAUGUGGGUCAAUAGUUGAGGCAUCAAUCGGGUGGGUUCGAGUUGGGUUUGGUAGGAAUGUAGGUUAUGCAUUUAUCAGGUUGUGGGUCAAUUGGAUAGGUUCGAGUUGGGUUUAGUCGGAUUGUUGGUUAGGGGCUAUUAGGUUGUGAGUCAGUUAGGUUCUGGUUUAUCGGGCUGUGGAUUAGUCGGAUUGCAAGUUUAUUGAGUUGUGGAUCAGUUUGGUUAUGGUUUAUUGGGUUGCAGAUUAGUCGGGCUACGAGUUGAUCGGGUUAUAAGUCAGUCGGAUCGAGUCAAUAAAAUUGUAGGUCGGUCGAAUUACGAGCAAGUCAGGUUAUGAGUUGUUCAGCAGAUUAAUCCAUCAGAUUACUUACAUUAAUUUUUAAAAAAUAUUGUGUCAAUAAUAUUUAGUAAAUUCUUUUUUUUUUUUCUCCGGGGUAAUUGUUGUCGAUCUUUUGUUGACCAAAUUUGGAUCAACCCCUCCCAAAAAACCUUACGCACAUAGCAGAUUACAAAGUUGCAACCGAAGUUUAAUACACUCUACUACUACUGCCUUGCACAUUUUGCAGCAGACAGAUUACAAUUUUUUGACAUCCAAACUUCCUAUCUACUUAAUCCACAAAAACUAGAAGUUGUCCAUAGCUGUGUAAACUCUGCAUUCCCUGACUAGUAACUUCGAAUUUCUCUCACAAUUUGUUCAAAGAUAGCAAUACUCUACCAAAUCUCUCCCUCCAAAUUCCGGAGAUAAACCAGCUCCAUAAAACUCCAAAUCAACAAGCCAUCAACAUUAUUUUGUUCAGCAAUGGAACUUACCAAGCUCAGCAUACCACUCCACUCCUCAGGCGAAGUAAAUCUGUUUAUUAAAGAGCACAACACAGCCUUACAAAAAGAACACUUGCAGAACAGGUCCUCUCUGGUUUCAGGUUCAGUGUUGCAGAACAGCUGUUGGUAGAACAUUUUAUUGUUUCGCUUCAGCUACCCUUCCAAAUAUAUAAGAAAAUUGCUCUUUAUUUAGCGUCUUCAAUUCCUUUUAGCAACUUUAGCUUGUUCCUCACUUUGUUUGUAGUUGAACCUCUUAUCCGUUAUCCCCAAGUAUGCUCUAGUAUUUCUGUAUUUUGAGUGGUUUAACCACAUGUCAAAGCAUCUGAAGGGUUUGGGAUAACUUUUUUCACAAAGAACAUGGUUAACUAGAGGUGGCAAUUGGAUCGGAUUUGUGGAUUGGAUUGGUGGAUUCAUGGAUCAAAUGGAUUGGAUCCAAUGGAUUGGUGGAGUUAUGGAUUGAUCAAAUGGAUUGGUGGAUUGAUCCAUGAAUCUAAAUGACAUCCAAGGCUUGGACCAAAAUAUAAAUUUUGAAAAGUUUAGGUACAAAUGUCAUAAUGAAAAAUUUUAGGUAUC